Dalotia coriaria is the source of this 4982-nucleotide messenger RNA. RefSeq names its product ras-specific guanine nucleotide-releasing factor 2-like. Gene Ontology annotation, biological process: positive regulation of GTPase activity; Ras protein signal transduction. Gene Ontology annotation, molecular function: protein binding; guanyl-nucleotide exchange factor activity. The record is from RefSeq and is a predicted model, not a curated record. The coding region runs from base 171 to 4550 and encodes 1459 amino acids. Gene Ontology annotation, cellular component: plasma membrane. The transcript has 17 exons. NCBI's taxonomy places the organism in Eukaryota, Metazoa, Arthropoda, Insecta, Coleoptera, Staphylinidae.
ACCGCCGCCGCCGCGUAGACGGCGCGGUCAGUACGUCAGCGUUUGCCGACGCGCGCGAAUGUUGGCGGGCGCACACCAUCAUCCGACGGGGGGCUGCUCUCACAUCGGACACAUCAUGCUGCACAUAAUAAAAUGCUGAUUAUUACCAAGAGUAACAAACCACAACAAAGAUGUUAAGCCCGAAAAUGCAGCGCAAUGUGCGCGUGAAUGAAAACCAACUGAUAAUGCUCUCCGAACGAGCCCACUACGACCACUCACAAGCCGGAUACCUCCACAAACGCUCAGCGGACAACAGCAAAUGGCAACUGCGGUGGUUCGUCCUUUACCAAAAUUUGCUGUUCUACUACGAUUCGGAGAGCUGCCAUCGGCCCAGCGGCGUCCUGCUCCUGGAGGGCUGCUAUUGCGAGCGGCUUAUAAGUCCUGGGAAUACUUCCAAGACUAAAGAUGGCGGCGAGAGACAGUAUUGUUUCGCGAUCUCAUACCGAAGAGAAAACCUCCGCCAAUACGACCUAAAAGCCCUCAACGAAACAGAAUGCAAAAAUUGGAUCGAAGCAAUCCGCGAAGCAAGUUUUAACAAACUGCUGCAACAAAAAGAAGAACUCGAACAAAAACACCUCCACCUGCUCCAGAUCGUCGAAUCCGAAAAAACCGCCAAAUGGCAGUACACUCAACAAUGCGAGGAGCUUGCAUCCGAGAUUAAAAAACUGCGCGCUGAACUGUUUGCACUCAAGCGCGAAUGGAAGCCGGCUCAGACCUAUCAGUCCACCAGCAGCUUAGUGUCCUCCAGCAAUGGCGCAUCAGCAUCCGGUUCCGCAGGCAUACCACGCCAACUGGAACACGACAGUCUCGAACUGCGUAAGAUCAAAAAGGUUCAGAGCUUCUUCCGCGGCUGGCUGUGUCGCCGGCGAUGGAAACAAAUCGUCGAACAAUAUAUCAAAUCACCUCAUGCGGAAAGCAUGCGCAAACGCAACAGUCUUGUAUUCCGCAUGGUGGAAGCCGAAGAGGAAUACAUGGAACAAAUGGAGGUGUUGGUAUCCUGUUUCUUCAGACCAUUCAAAAUGGCCGCAUCGAGUAAAAAACCACCGUGUACUCAUGAAGACGUCAACUCAAUCUUUCUAAACAGCGAAACUGUUUUAUUUCUUCAUCAAAUCUUCUUGAAAGGUUUAACUUCGAGGUUAGAAAGUUGGCCAACGUUGGUCCUGGGAGAUCUCUUCUCUAUGUUACUACCCAUGUUGAGUAUUUAUCAGGAAUACGUCAGGAACCAUCAUUAUUCUCUUCAGGUGUUGACAGAAUGUAAACAAUCAGCUCCUUUCUCACAAUUGUUGAAACGCUUGGAAAACAAACCGGUGUGUCAUGGUAGAUCUUUGGAACAAUUCCUAACCUAUCCGAUGCAUCAGGUACCACGGUAUAUUAUAACCCUACAUGAGUUGUUGGCUCAUACACCGCAUGAUCAUGUUGAACGGAAAAGUCUCCAGAAUGCAAGGCAACAAUUGGAGGAUUUAUCAAGGCAGAUGCAUGAUGAAGUCUCAGAAACAGAAAAUUUACGGAAGAAUUUAUCUGUGGAACGGAUGAUUGUUGAAGGGUGUGAUAUCCUCCUGGAUGUAAAUCAAGUCUUUGUCCGACAGGGGAGUUUAUUACAGUUGUCCAAUGAUAAACCAAGAGGGUCAAGGAGUAAGCUCAACUUUAAAAGUGAAAAGGAAGCUAUUAGACAAUGUUUUCUAUUUUCGAAUCAUUUGAUCAUCGCUACGAGGUCUUCUAAUGGGAAGUUACAUCUUGUUCCUGAUAUAGGAAAAAUACCCUUGGCAGAUGCUUUAUUAAUUGAAGAUCCCAGUGAAAAUCCUGAUGAUGACGUUUCGUCAGUUUGCUCAGUUUCCAGCCAAUCUUCAGGGAUCAGCGAGACAUCUCCCAACACUACGUAUUUUCACAAUCGGGAUUUUAAGUUGAUUGUUGAGUUAAAAACUGGAGGUGUUCAACGACAGUCUUGUGUGCAUUUACUAGCACCGAAUAUACAAGAGAAAGCCGCGUGGAUUUCCGAUAUAAGUCAGUGUUUGGAUAAUGUGCAGUUCAAUGAUAUGAUGAGACCCAAUAUGUCUGAGAAUAGUUCGAUCAGUUUACCGCAAUCGAUGAAGAAUGAUCCGAAAUUAUUCAAAGAUGAAGCUGAUAUCCGGUUUAGUAGGACUAUGAAUUCUUGUAAGGUACCACAGAUUCGUUAUGCCACACCGGAAAGAUUACUUCAAAGACUUACUGAUUUACGAUUUUUGUCUGUGGACUUCCUAAACACAUUCCUUCUCACAUAUCGAGUCUUCACCGACGGUGUGACUGUCCUGGAAGCUUUAAAGAGGGUUUUUUACAAUCCGGAAACAGACCCGCAGGGAUCCGUUGUGUCCCUAGAAGGAUUUGCUAAUAAAGACGAAAAUACUCUACAACUAUUCGAAGAUAGACGCAGAAGUAGUGUUAUGACCCCACGUAGAGUAAGUGGGGCGAGUUCCGUUUCCGGUUAUGGUUCCGAAAUGAGUGAAAGAGAUAGAUCUCAUAGUUAUGACUCACAAGGACAUCGACAUUGGAAGUCAAGUUUACACAAAUAUGAUGAAAAUGAAGAAACUGCAAGGAAACUGCCCCCACCAAUAAUAAAACAAAGUCCGACGAAAACAACUACUAGACAAUCAGAUAACGGUAAUGGUAAUCACAAAUCAAUCAGUAUUCGAGUCGCGGCUGAUGUGGAACCCAAUAAAGACAACACAUAUCUUGCUAUACCCAAAGUGGCAACUUCUAGUAGCAGUGAAACCCUUACAGAUGCGAGUAUUUUGAGUGCUCCUGGGUCUCCUAGUAAACUCAGCUCCAACACAAUCGUAGCUACAUCUCCUUCCGAAACAGUUGAAGACCUUUCUAACAAACCAGUGGUCCCACCAAGAGCUACUCAAGUAACAACUACUAUAACCCAAGUUGUGGGAACUUCCACAUCUUCUACAGUAACAGAUUCUCCAUCAAGAAGAUCUGAUUUAGUGGGUCAGAAGAGUAUUCCUCAAGCAUCGGUACAACCAAUGCCUAAACCAACCCGGAUGAGGUCAGAAAUGAGUGACAACGAAAGAAAAGCUAUUGUGAGAGCAGCUGAUAAGCGGGUUGUAGAAAGGGCUGUUUCUGAAGACGCAGAAGAUCACCCGGAUGAAUUGAAUUUCUUUUAUAACCCAGUCCAUAGGUCAUCUUGCGGGUCAUCAAGGUCUUCAUCAAUAACACCGUCCACAACAGCCGCAUUGCAGACCUACUAUGGUUCAAGGAAGUCUAUCCCUGAAGGGGAGGUUAGUGUUAGUGCCAGGUCUAGUUUCCAACAUGAUUCCCCACAGAAACCCAGCAAGGCUGGUGUGGUCAUAACCUCAUUCAGGCAAUCAAAACGAAGGAGUAGUACGUCAAGUGCAGCUGCCGCAUUCGCCAUAGCAACUUCCGGUUCAAGCAACCCCCGAGAUAUGUCACCCACAUCACAUCCAGAUACAAAACUAGGUGUUAUCCAACAACAGGAAGAAGAAACUCGUUAUAAAGAGAAUGUUAUCUCAACAGCCUGUACAAUGCGAGUCCUAAAUGUACUCAGACAUUGGAUAUCCAAACACGCGCAGGAUUUCCUAUGUGAUCAACGCCUGAAGAAUCUCACGAUUGAAUUCCUAGAUGACAUCAUCUACAGCCCCAAUCUACUACCAGCGGAGCACAAGGCCGCCGCGCAGCUGCUGCGCCUGCUGACGAAGGAAGACCCGGAGAGCUCAAAAAUCAAUAUCAACGAACUGCUCAGCACGCCCGUGACGACGCCGAACAGGGACAGCAUCGAAACACUCUCCGCUCUUGAGAUUGCCGAACAGUUGACGUAUAUUGAUCAUCAGAUAUUCAUCGCCAUUUCUAGCGAUGAAUUUUUGGGGCAAGCAUGGAUGAAAACUGAUAAAACAAGCAAAGCGCCUCAUAUUUUGUUGAUGACGAAACGAUUCAAUGAUGUAUCGCGUCUGGUUGCUUCCGAGAUCAUCCGGCGGCCAUCUUUGACUGGUAGAGUAGCCGCCAUUGAGAAAUGGGCGGCUGUUGCGGACAUAUCAAGAUGUCUGCAUAAUUUUAAUGGAGUUCUGCAGAUUUGUUCAGCGUUUACAAACAGUGCGGUGUUCAGAUUGAAGAAAACCUGGGAUAAAGUUUCAAAAACUACAAAACAAACAAUUGAAAAGCUACAAAACAUUGUGUCCUCUGACGGAAGAUUCCGGUCAUUAAGAGAUGCCCUCCAUCGAUGUGACCCACCUUGUAUCCCUUAUUUAGGGUUGUAUUUAACGGAUCUUAGUUUUAUUGAAGAAGGCACCCCGAAUUUUACCCAGGAUGGUCUCUUGAACUUUUCUAAAAUGAGAAUGAUUGCUCAUGUGAUCCGUGAGAUUCGCCACUUUCAACAAACCAACUACAAGAUUGAGUUGAUCCAGAAAGUGGCUAAUUACUUACUGGAUUGUUCCUUGCUCCUGGACGAUGAUGAAUUGUAUCAGAUUUCGCUGGAAAUCGAACCGCGCGCGUCCAGAUUAAGCAACGCAGGUCUCUAGCACCCGCAUCAAAGACUUUUCCCAUUUUAACACACCGUGUUUAACAAAUCAGCCAAAACCAAUCAAUUUUCUAACACAUAACACUUGAGAUUUUUCGCAUUCGAGCAACUUUUAAGGUUAGAUCAAUCAAAGCCUGACUAGACACGGCUCUAACCUUAAAGUAUUUAAAAAACGUUGACAAUCGGUUAAUAUAUGACGGGAUUAAAUGACUUUCACAAAAAAAAAACAUUUUUGAAACUUAUGAAACCAAUCUUUAACGAUACAACACCUUGUUGUUGAUAUACGAAUACGUAAUAGUUAUACAUUAUCGUAGAACAUUGUUUAGAGCAACUAUUGUGUCAAUUUCAUUGUUUCUGGGUUGUACAGAAUGGUUUUAAGGCGGUUUUGAGUUGGGGGUCGGUCCGCACUUGUUAUUGCGCGUAAAACAAACUG